AUGUUUAUUCAAGCAGAAGUUACACCUAACCAGGAUUCCUUAAAAUUCAUUCCUGGGGUUCCUGUAAUGAAAGAAGGUGGCACAGCAGAAUUUCUUUCUGGAAAUUCUGCUUCGAUUUCACCUUUGGCUAAAAAGUUAUUUCAAAUAGAAGGUGUUCGUGGUGUAUUUUUUGGUCCAGACUUUAUUACCAUAAGUAAAGAUCAAGAUACACCAUGGCAAUUAAUGAAACCUGACAUAUAUGCAAAUAUUAUGGACUUUUUUGCAUCAGGUCAACCUAUAAUAACAGAAGCUCAACCACCAUCCGAUACAGAAAUCAAGGAUGAUGAUCCCGAAGUUGUUCAAAUGAUCAAAGAACUAUUGGAUACUAGGAUUAGACCUGCUAUACAAGAUGAUGGUGGUGAUAUCGAAUAUCGAGGAUUUGAUAAUGGAAUUGUGAAAUUAAAAUUAAAAGGUGCUUGUAGAUCUUGUGAUUCAUCAGUAGUGACACUUAGAAAUGGGAUCGAAAAUAUGUUAAUGCAUUACAUUCCCGAAGUCACUUGUGUAGAACAAGUAUUGGAUGACGAAGAUGUCAUUUCGCAACGUGAGUUUGAAAAAUUUGAGAAAAAAUUAAAUUCAUAA
Racocetra fulgida is the source of this 618-nucleotide messenger RNA. The record is from the annotation of a GenBank genome assembly. Lineage: Eukaryota; Fungi; Glomeromycota; Glomeromycetes; Diversisporales; Gigasporaceae.